AUGGCAUCAAAUCCUAAAACAAGGAUUGCUGUUAAACAAUAUUUGCUUAAACUACAAGAACAGAGCUGUCGAUUUGAAAGGGUUUUUAGGGUUCAAUUACUACAAGAACUUUCAGCUUACGAGAAAAAAAAUGGCUCAAAAAUACGAGUUGAAGAGCUUAAAAAGAUGUUCCCAUCUGAUUGCUUAGAGCAUCCAAUAUUGAAAAAGUUUGAUAUAGGCCCAAGAGAACAAAUGAAUAUCGAUCAAUUACAUUUUAUGCUCGAAGAAAAAGAAAUGAUGUCAGAGAGAAAACGUGAUGAAAUGAACCGAGUAUUUCAUGACAUAUCAUCUGGUUUUCAUAUCUUUUCUGACUAUGUUGAACAAAAUAAUUUAAAUUUCAGCGAUUUUUGUGAAAAUGCGGAAGACAUUAUUAGAAGAAAUACAAACUUGCAUAAAAGACUACAAGAUAUUAUACUCAAAGAUCCUCCAGAAUUUAACUCUCCAAAGAUGUGGCCAGUAACGGAUCCCGAAGUUCUUAAAACUCAUGAUAUUAUUAAAGAAAAAAUGUUACACGAUGAUAUUACACAAGAUACAAUCAGAAGAAAUACAUUAUCUUCACUAGGAACAUCAUUUGAUGAUAAUCAAGAAGAAAGACAUUCAAAGAUAGAAUCAUUUGUUCGUACCCAAACACCAAGCGUUACUACUCGAUGCAUUUCAAGCAGAGAUAUUGCAAUCGAAAGAGAUAACUUAUAUUCGAGAUUGGCUGACUUAUCAACUCAAAAGUUUGUAGAUGUUGAAACACUGAAAAGCGAGCUUGUAGAAUUAGAAAAUAAAAAGCGUACACUUCUUGACAGAAGGAAUAAGGUUCAGACCCAAUUGAAUACAAUCAAAAGAAAGACACAUAGGAGUUCAACUGCCUCGCUCUCAAAAAUCGAUCCAAUUGAAACUCAAUCCAGUCAAAUUGAAUUGUUCAAUGAUAUCAAGGCUAAGAACAAAUCUAGACUGGCAGAAAUACAAGCUGAGAAUGCUCAACUUCAUGAUAAGAUCAGAGGAAUUGAAAUUGAUCGCGAUGCCAAACAAUUUUUUGAAUCAUAA
This is a messenger RNA of Trichomonas vaginalis G3, 1074 nucleotides long. RefSeq lists its product as uncharacterized. Bases 1 to 1074 code for a protein of 357 amino acids. The record is from RefSeq and is a predicted model, not a curated record. Lineage: Eukaryota; Parabasalia; Trichomonadida; Trichomonadidae. The transcript has a single exon.